Messenger RNA from Coccidioides posadasii C735 delta SOWgp, 2846 nucleotides. It is a transcript of the gene VPH1, whose product is annotated as H(+)-transporting V0 sector ATPase subunit a. Gene Ontology annotation, molecular function: proton-transporting ATPase activity, rotational mechanism; ATPase binding. The record is from RefSeq and is a predicted model, not a curated record. Gene Ontology annotation, biological process: vacuolar acidification; proton transmembrane transport. Lineage: Eukaryota; Fungi; Ascomycota; Eurotiomycetes; Onygenales; Onygenaceae. Gene Ontology annotation, cellular component: vacuolar proton-transporting V-type ATPase complex; vacuolar proton-transporting V-type ATPase, V0 domain; fungal-type vacuole membrane.
CACGGACAUCGUCCCUCAGCAACAGCAAAGGGAUUAUCGCCGUAUAAUACCCUAGCUACACUUGUCUUUAUUCUCUUGUUACCUUGCUUUGUUUUCACCCCUUUCACGUUCUCCUAUGCCCUGCCGUUGAGCUGGUGACGUCUUCUAGCGAGGAUGGGUCCCCCUCAAGAUACGCUCCUCCGCUCUGCGGAUAUGAGCCUGACCCAACUGUACAUUGCGAAUGAAAUCGGGAGAGAGGUCGUCAGUGCUCUCGGCGAAGUAGGAUUGGUUCAGUUCAGAGAUCUUAACGCCGACACUACAGCUUUCCAAAGGACGUUCACCAGCGAAAUACGGCGUUUGGACAAUGUCGAGCGGCAACUCCGAUAUUUCCAUGCCCAAAUGGAAAAGGAGGGCAUUGAAAUGAGGCCAUCCUCAGAAUUUGCGAAUACUCUGGCUGCCCCGAUGGCAUCUGAAAUCGACGAACUCGCGCAACGAAGCGAAAGCCUGGAACAAAGGAUUUUUUCUCUGAACGAGAGUUAUGAGGUGCUGAAAAAGCGAGAAGUCGAACUGAUAGAGUGGCGGUGGGUUUUGAGAGAAGCUGGCAGUUUCUUUGAUAGGGCGCAUGGACACACCGACGAGAUUCGACAGUCACUAGACAAUGACGAAGCUCCGCUCCUGCGAGAUGUUGAACAUCAGCAUCCACCAAGACGGCAAGGUGAUGAUAUGCACCAUCAGCCCUCGUUCUCUGUCAUGGAUAUCGGUUUUGUCUCUGGUGUUAUCCCCCGCGAUCGAAUCGGUGCCUUCGAACGGAUCUUGUGGCGGGCCCUGCGUGGAAAUUUGUACAUGAAUCAAUCCGAAAUCCCACAACCGAUCAUCGAUCCAUCGAGUAACGAGGAGAUCCAGAAGAAUGUCUUCGUGAUUUUUGCUCACGGAAAGGAAAUCAUUGCAAAAAUCAGGAAAAUUGCUGAAUCACUCGGGGCAAGUCUUUACUCUGUCGAUGAGAACAGUGAGCUUCGAAGAGAUCAAAUUCAUGAAGUUAAUACUCGUCUGGGCGACGUCGAGAGUGUUUUGCGUAACACGAAAGUUACCCUAGAUGCCGAACUAUCCCAAAUUGCUCGUUCGCUAGCUGCCUGGAUGAUCAUUGUUAAAAAGGAGAAAGGAGUUUACCACACUCUGAACAAGUUUUCCUACGACCAGGCUAGGAAAACCCUGAUUGCAGAGGCAUGGUGCCCGACAAACUCCCUCCCACUUAUCAAAGCUACCUUGCAGGAUGUGAACGAUCGGGCGGGGCUCUCUGUUCCAACAAUCGUCAAUCAGAUCCGCACAAAUAAGACCCCUCCAACCUACAUCAAGACAAAUAAAUUCACAGAGGGAUUCCAAACCAUCAUUGAUGCCUAUGGAAUAUCUAAGUAUCGAGAAGUCAAUCCUGGCCUGCCAACUAUUAUCACCUUUCCAUUUUUGUUUGCGGUCAUGUUUGGUGACUGUGGCCAUGGACUGCUUAUGACAAUGGCGGCAGUCACUCUGAUUCUGUUCGAGAAAAAAUUGGCAAAAACAAAACUGGAUGAAAUCUCAAGUAUGGCUUUCUAUGGUCGAUAUAUUAUGCUUUUGAUGGGUAUCUUUUCCAUUUAUACCGGAUUGAUAUACAAUGAUAUGUUUUCGAGAUCAUUGGAGAUUCUCCCCAGCGCUUGGGAAUGGCCAGAGGUUACUCGGGAGGGUCAAUCUGUGACCGCAACACUUAAGGGGAGCUACAGAUAUCCGUUCGGGCUUGAUUGGGGUUGGCAUGCUGCUGACAACAACUUGCUUUUCUCUAACAGCUUCAAGAUGAAGCUGGCUAUUUUACUUGGUUGGAGUCACAUGACUUAUUCGUUGUGUUUGUCGUUUUUAAAUGGCCGACACUUCAAAAAGCCGAUCGAGAUUUGGGGAAACUUUGUCCCGGGGAUGAUCUUUUUCCAAUCGAUCUUUGGCUAUUUGGCUUUCACGAUUAUUUUUAAAUGGGUGGUUGACUGGCCGGCGCGAGGACAACAACCCCCUAGCUUGCUAAAUAUGCUUAUUUUCAUGUUUCUCCGCCCCGGCUCGGUGGAAGAACAACUUUAUAAGGGCCAGGGAGCGGUCCAAGUAAUCCUCGUACUCCUGGCAGUAAUUCAAGUUCCGAUACUCUUGUUUCUGAAACCGUUUUAUCUCCGCUGGGAGCACAAUCGCGCUCGUGCCCUUGGCUAUCGAGGUCUCGGUGAAAUCUCGAGAGUUAGUGCCUUGGAUGAAAACGAAGAGGACGGUCGAGGCUCUGCUCGCCAUAGCAUGACCAGUGAUGCAGACGGGAUCGGAAUGAUUACCCAGGAUAUGGGCGAGGAGGAGCAUGAAGAAUUCGACUUUGGGGAUGAAAUGAUUCAUCAGAUCAUUCACACCAUUGAAUUUUGUCUCAACUGUGUUUCUCAUACUGCAUCCUAUCUCCGAUUAUGGGCAUUAUCCCUUGCCCAUCAGCAGCUGUCCAUCGUGCUUUGGACGAUGACUCUCAACAACGCAUUCACUUCUGAGUCCAGUACCGUUCGAGUGAUUCUUACUAUUGUUACGUUUUAUAUGUGGUUCACCCUAACUGUUGCUGUGCUUUGUGUCAUGGAAGGAACUAGUGCGAUGUUGCAUUCCCUCAGGUUGCAUUGGGUCGAAGCGAUGAGCAAACAUUUCAUGGGUGAUGGAAUUCCUUUCACUCCCUUUAGUUUCAAGAUAUUGCUAGAAGAGGACCCUGUCGACUGAUUUGAUAUGUACUUUGUUUAUCUCUAUGGGACUGGUCCUUAUACCAUAGAGUUUCUUUUGGGACGCUCUCUUUUAUUCUAAACUUCUCUUUCGAGUAUUCUCAAGUUGUACUCUGGACU